Molecule: messenger RNA, 636 nt
Organism: Malus domestica (apple)
Lineage: Eukaryota; Viridiplantae; Streptophyta; Magnoliopsida; Rosales; Rosaceae
Source: RefSeq, a predicted model, not a curated record
AUGGGUUAUGUGGAUGGUUUUAAUCUCUGCCCAUCAACUACUCAAACCGUGCUUCGCACCUUUUGGAUUCAGCAAGAUCAACUCCUCCUUCAUGCGAUUCUUGCUUCCGUCUCACCGCAGGUCAUCUCCCUUAUUGCCUCUGCCAAGACAUCCAAUGAGGCUUGGGACAAGCUUCUCCAUCUCUUUGCUAGCAAAACCCGUGCCCGCGUUCUUGAUGAGCUCGCCAUCAUUGAUGUCCCCCUCUCUAAUGACGAUCUCCUCCUCUACAUUCUUAAUGGUGUUGGCUCUGACUUCAAGGAAAUUGCUGCGGUAGUUCGUUCUCGCGACACCUCAAUCUCUUUUGAAAACCUGCAUGACAAACUGGUUGAACAUGAAGCUGCUCUCAAGCGUGAUGAUACCAUUGUUGUAGCCCCAGUGAUCACUGCCAAUGUCACUCAGACAUCUCGCUCCCACACCUCAAACCGUGGCUACCGCUCUCACAACUCCAACUCCAACCGUGGGUCCUUUGCCUCUCGCAAUCCUUCUCGUGGUUCCUUCGGGCACCCCACACAUCUUCCAUUGACACCAAUUCUCGUAGUUCCUACAAGCCUACCCAACAAUCUUUCACCAACAAUGGUCGCCGCUCUACCAACAUGA